AUGACACCGAUUGUCUGUGUAUCAAAGAGCACGAUUGAAGCCGCUUUGCAUCAACUUGCCUUCAUCCCUGCUUCGACGGAGUUCCGUGGGCAUGGUAUGGCCAGAGCUCCGUUGUUGAUUGUGAUUCCGAGGGUGCUAUCUUACGAUUUUCAGUACUUUCUUUCAGACCUUCCUUUGAGGGAAGGCAGUUUUGCGUCUGAAGUCAUCCAGUACCUGCAAACUGCCAUUAUCCCGGACAAGCACCAUGAGAAUGUAGACCCAGGCGUUUUCACAAAUGCCUAUGCAGACUCAGACUUCAACUCUCCAUCUUACCGCCAACGUCAUAUGUGCCAGCGUCCCAGAGCACAGGCACCGCAAGCUGAGAUUUUGGAGGCCAGCACAGAGGAAGUCAGCAAAUUCAUGCUCUCAGCAGAGUUUGAGUUCAGUGUGCCUGGCCAUCUUAAGAUAAGGUCCCAGACUUGCUUCGUUUGUUGGACUGACACGGUUUGCGAUGAUGAUAUCACCAUCACAGGCGUGCUAAGGGUGCAGAGUUUGGUUCGAAGCAGGGGGCCUUGCACCUGGAUCCUGGACUUCAGAGCCUAA
Effrenium voratum is the source of this 582-nucleotide messenger RNA. NCBI's taxonomy places the organism in Eukaryota, Dinophyceae, Suessiales, Symbiodiniaceae. The record is from the annotation of a GenBank genome assembly.